CGGCGGUCAAACGUCACUUCCGCCCGACGGCCUGAAAAUGCAGGCGGCCAUGUUUUAUUAGCGAACACACACACACAAUCGCAGUCGCAGUGGUUUGUUUAUGCUGUGAAGUGUGGAUAUUUUCCUUCCACCGAAAUCUCAUUUUUCUCUCCCGGUUUAUUCGAGGUGAAAGCGCGACGAUGAGCGGUGGCACGCCGUAUAUCGGCAGUAAAAUCAGCCUGAUCAGUAAAGCGGAGAUCCGUUAUGAAGGCAUUUUGUACACCAUCGACACUGAAAACUCCACCGUCGCGCUCGCUAAAGUGCGUUCCUUUGGCACUGAGGACCGUCCCACCGACCGGCCCAUCGCACCUCGAGAUGAGACCUUUGAGUAUAUUAUAUUCAGAGGAAGUGACAUCAAGGACUUGACUGUCUGUGAACCACCAAAACCGACAUGCUCUCUGCCUCAGGACCCGGCCAUUGUUCAGUCCUCUUUGGGAUCUUCCACUGCUCCUCCAUCAUCCUUCCAGUCUGGAAACUCCUACGGGCUGUUCAACCGUCCGCCAGUCGCACCAUACACCCAGUUCAACCCUUCCCCGCUGGUCUCACCACAGUUCGGCACCGUUGGAGUCGGAAGUGCUUUGGGAUUGUUUGGUAGUGAAACUGGCAGUGCCAUUUCCUCUGCUUUCAUCAGUGACAAUCUGUGUGGGUUCAUAGCAGAAGGGAGCACCAGUCCGGCUCUCGACUCUCUCAGGAAAAGCCCACCAGUGGAGUCUGCCGUCCCAUCAGCCCCUGUGGUCUCCUCCACCCUUGCUGCGCCAGGAUUGGGCCGCAAGAGUCCUGUUUCCACUCGCGUGGCCUCCACCAACACACAGAAACAUGUGGAUCUGACGGAGCAAACCAGAGGCACUGAUGUCCCAACAGUGAGCGCACCAGAGUCCAGUCAGUCCAGAGGAGGAAGCAAAGAUGCCUCUAAACGGCUCGCAGCUGGUGGUCCUCCUGCUGCUCGGCGUGGCCGCGCUGGAGCUCACCGCGGUCGGGGUCGGUUCCCCGUACGCAGAGAAGGACCCAUGAAGUUUGAGAAGGACUUUGACUUUGAGAGCGCCAAUGCUCAGUUCAACAAAGAAGAGAUCGACAAAGAGUUCCAGAGCAAACUCAAGCUGAAAGAUGAGAAGCCGGAGAAAGCUUUGAAUGGAGAGGAUAAGGCAGAUUCUGGCGUCGACACUCAGAACAGUGAAGGAAACGCUGACGAGGAGGAUCCUCUCGGGCCAAACUGCUACUAUGAUAAAACCAAAUCAUUCUUUGACAACAUCUCCUGUGAUGAUACCAGGAAGGCAGCCGAGAGGUCCGGAGGGUCGUUUUUCCCCCGACAGCACAGGCAGACCUGGGCGGAGGAGCGGCGGAUGAAUGCGGAGACGUUUGGGCUGCCGUUACGGCGGGGCCGCGGAGGGUACAGGGGCCGUGGAGGCAUGGGAUUCAGAGGGGGCCGGGGCCGCGGAGCUGGACGGGGCUCGUUUGGGCCGCACCCUGGCUUCAGAGGCGGAUACAGAGGAAGUCAAGGAGGAAGAGAAUUUGCUGACUUUGAGUACAGGAAGGAAAACAAAAUUGCCGUGUAGUGAUCACAGGAGGUGGCUCGGAAGACCUGACUUGCAUUGAACCGCAUCUUGGGUCUCAAGAAGGAGAUAAACGUACGUGUUGUAAAUCUGUCACCAGCACUGGGUUUGACUGCUUGAAACCUGUAUGUGAAUCAAACCUCUGCUCCGUUUCUUCUUCCAAAGGAGUGGAACUGAUGCAAUUUCUUUGAAUUGUUAAUGCGAGUAUAACAUAUCCAGACGGUUUCAAAAGUACUAUGAUUUCUACAGGACUUCCAUACUCGACCCGAAUUUGAUAUACUGCUGCUUACAGCUAACCGAUUAGCUAGGACAACAUAUUGUGAUGAUUUCGAUCACUGAAUGAGCUUUAUUUUUGACUUGUUUUGCUAUAAAGUAUCUUACAGUGUGCUUAGCAUCAAAAUAGACCCUCUUGAACUCAGUAUCAUAUUUUUCUAACGUAGUUUCAUUUUACAGCCCCCGACGUCAUGCUUCAUGUAGUAAAUAAGGAUGUUUUUAAAAGAAUAUAUAUAUAAACGUGGUAUAUCUGACUUGGAAAUAUGAUGUUUAUAGUGAUAUUCCUCAUCAGGACAAGCUAAUAAAGAUGUGUCAGUAUUGAACGUAAGGACAUUUUAGAUUUAAUGGAAAAUCGCAGCCGUUGUCGGGGAAAGUUUUGAAUAUAUAAAGUGGCACAAUUUAAAAUGACACGACGUGGUCGACAAAUGCGAAGUCACCUCAGCGAUAUGUUUAUAUAUUAUGUGGAUUAUGUUGUGAGGUACACUUUGCGGUAGCUCUUUGUAGCAGACAUUUGCUGUCGUGUGAAUGUCCGAUCUUUACUAACGAACAUAAUGCUACUCUGUGAAUCUACGCAAAUCUAUGCUGCAGUUACUUUGAUGCAUUCUUUACACUUUCUGAGCUUCGCUGUUAACAAUUCACAUCAUGAAACUGGUCAAGCGAAAUGGACACAAUUGCGCAGAGCUUAAAGCCUGCUGGGAGAUGAGUACUUGCGAUUAUUUUUAUUUAUAUAUAUAUAAAUAUAUAGUUAAAAUUUUUCAAUAGCACUACUUCCCAGUCCAUUAGUUUAUAUAGUGUUAAAUCUGCAAUGUGACUGAACACACAGUCAAACAGGGGAAACUAGCCUGUGUACACUGAGCCUAAAGCUCGCUCGGAAGUGAGUACUUACGAUUAUUGUACAAGAUAUUUGACGAAUGAUUAUAUUUAGUGGUUAGAACUGUUAUUUUCCUUGAUGGAGCUUCACCACUGACACUUCACAUUUUAAUAUUGAUCUAAUAAAAUUGACAUCUGCCCUUUCUAGACCUUGUUUGUGAAGUGAGUACUUGCGAUUAAUUUAGAUUGAGGAACAAUUGCUUUGUUAGGUUUAGGUUGGUUUCUUUUGUUAUUCGAUGACUUUACUCGUAUCAUAAAACUGAUCAUGUAAAACUAGCAGCCUAGAGCUCACUUGGAAGUGAGUACUAGUGAUUAUUUCACAAGAGAACUGAUUCAGUAGCACUACUUUCACAUUUAAUUUGUUUACUUUGAGUUGUAUUCGUAAUUAGACAGAGAACGCUGGAACUUCACCACUAGCACUUUUACAUAUUAACAAUGAUCUAAUGAAACAAACUGAGACUAGUGUCGCUGGGAAGUACUUACGAUUAUUGUUGAAAGAUAUUUGCUGAGUUGUUGUUUUUAGUGUGGAUGGCUUCAUUUUUGACUCCGUAGUGGAGAUUUACCACUAACAAAUUAAAUCCGAUCAUGUAAAUCUGGCAGCCUAGAGAUCACUGGAAAGUGAGUACUCGUGAUUAUUUUGCCAAAUAUUUGAGAAGCGAUUCAAUAGCCCUACUUUGUUCAGGUUAUUUUGCAUUUUAUUUGUAAUUGAAGUACUGCUGAAUCUUCACCACUGACUUUGCAUUUUAAUAGUGAUCUAGUAAAAUUUACAUCUGCCCUUUCUAGACCUUGUUUGGGAAGUGAGUACUUGCGAUUAUUUUAGAUUGAGGAACAAUUACUUUUAAUUAUGUUUAGGUUGGUUUCUUUUGUUACUCUAUGAAGGCGCUUCCCCACUAACUACUCGCAUUAUAAAACCGAUCAUGUAAAACUAGCAGCCUAGUUAACCCUAACCCUAUUUCACAAGAUUUUUGAGAACUGAUUCAGUAGCACUACUUUCAAAUUUAAUUUGUUUACUUUGAGUUGUAUUCGUAAUUAGACAGAACAUUGAAGCUUCACCAUUAGAGCUUUUACAUAAUAACAAUGAUAUAAUGAUACCAACAUGAAAAUACUGAGCCUAGUGUCGCUUUGAAGUACUUAUGAUUAUUGUACAAGAUAUUUGAUGAACUAUUAUUUUUAGUGGAUGGUUACCCUUGUGACUCAGUAAUGGAACUUCACCACUGACACUUAGCAUUUUAAUACUGAUCUAAUAAAAUGUACAUCUGCCCUGUCUAGAGCUUGUUUGGGAAGUGAGUACUUGCGAUUAAUUUAGAUUAAUCAUCAAUUACAUUCAUUGGAUUGUUUAUUUUGUGACUCCGUAAAGGAGCUUUACAAUUACCUAUUCACAUCAUAAAACCAGUCACAUAAAACUAGCAGCCUAGAGCUCAAUGGGAAGUGAGUACUUGCGAUUAUUAUUUUACAAGAUUUGAGAACUGAUUCAGUAGCACUACUUUCACAUUUGAUUUGUUUACUUUGAGUCAUAUGACGGAAGGAUGGAGAUUCACCAUUAACAAUGAUCUAAUGAAACCGACAUGAAUACACCAAGCCUAGAAAUCACUGGAAAGUGAGUACUCAUGAUUAUUUUGCCAAAUAUUUAAGAAGCGAUUCGAUAGCCUUUAUUGUUCGGGUCAUUUUGCAUUUAAUUUGUAAGUUGAAGUAAUGCUAAAUCUUCACCACGGACGCUUCGCAUUUUAAUACUGAUCUAAUAGAAUUUACAUCUGCCCUUUCUAGACCUUGUUUGGGAAGUGAGUACUUGCGAUUAAUUUAGAUUGAGGAACAAAAAUUGACAUCUACCCAAUCUAGAACUUGUUGGGAAGUGAGUGCUUAUGAUUAAUUUCCAAGAUUUUUGAGCAACUUAAUUUUCAGUGGAUGGAAUCCUUUGUGACUCAGUGUUUGAUCUUAACCACUAACAAUUCACAUCAUGAAACUGAUCAUGUAAAACUAGCAGCCUGGAGCUCACUGAUAAGGGAGUACUUGCGAUUAUUUCACAAGAUUAACAAGACGCUAUUCGGUGGCACUGUUUUCCCAGUCGAUUAGUUUCUUUUUCCUUUCAUUUUUAAUGUGAUCGGAUGCUGGCGCUUCAAUGCUAACAAUUUACUCAAAAAAAGAAUCAAUUUAAACUAGCGAAUGUACACUGAAGCAAGCGAUCGCCGCAAAGUGAGUACUUGCGAUUAUUUCACACGAUAUUAUGAAACCUUUUUCCCAGUUGAUUAGUUUCUUUUGCGUUUCAUCUGUGAUGUGAUCGAAAGCUGGAGCUUCAGUGCUAACAAUCCACUUAAUAAACAAAUCAAUUUAAACUAGCAUAUGUUCACUGAGGCUAGCGCUCUCCCUAAUGUGAGUACUUUUGAUUAUUUAAGAGAUAUUAUGAAAUCCCAGCGAAUUGUUUCCAGUGCUUUCUAUCUGUAAUGACGCUAUGCUGGAGCUUCACCGCUUACAAUUCACAUCACAAACCAAUCAAGCGAAGCUAGCAUGGAUGCACUGAUUCUAGAGUUAACGGGAAAGUGAGUAAUUGCGAUUUAUAUUGAGAUAUUCUUCCCAGUGGAUGGUUUCUUGUGCUUUCGAUCUGUAAUGUGACGGAACGCUGGACCGCUGAGAAGCCAGAUUGUGUUGUGUACAUUAAUGCUAGCGCUGUUUAGCUUUACUCCAUCUCUCCCUGCUUAUCUAAUGCACACCGCGUGCACUAGCAUGAUGACCUUUCAACCUCAUGCAGCUUUACCUGACCUGUACAUGCAAUGCCGCAUUCACACCUGUCGAUUUUAUGGUCUUAUUUUCAUGCAAGCUCAUUUCUGCCACAGGAUUAAUUUAAAAAAUAAAGUUAAUUGCAACUUUUUAACUCUCUUAUUACAACAACUUUGCCUUCAAAUUGUAAAUUUAUCGUCUCUCAGAAAUGAAUGUUUAAAUUGUUUGUCUAUAAACUCCUUAUCAGGAGAAAUAUUUGCAAUAUCUUAACAAUUACUCACAAUCUCAGAUCUCACAAUUCUCAAAAAUUAGUUACAGCUCCCUAAAUCAAAACUGUGUGGGAAAAUGUCGCAAUUACCUUUAUUUUUUUAAUGCUUUAUUGUGUGGUGGAAGGAAGCUUUCAUAGUUUUUCAUGUGGAGGAUUGAUGUAAUUUUUGAGGACUAAUGCCGCUGAAGUCGAAGGUUGGCGAGUUAUUUGAUUAUGCAUUCACUUGGUGAUGAAAUCACUGCAGGAAUGUCUUUGUUCUUUGUUUGUUUGAACUGUUGGGAUGUUUUGGGAAGUUGAAAUCUGAAAUAAAGUAGUUUUUCUAAAAAUUAUUUAAGUAUGAUUCUGUAUGAUUUAAAUAAAAACAUUUACAAUUCGGAAAUUGUGUUAUAUACAAACUUUUCAAGCUCUAAAAUUUCAAGAGAACAAUUUUAUUCAGUAAUAAACAUUUAAUAAUUAAAUGUAUCCAUCAUAAUAUCGUAAAGAUUUCGAGAACGGUCUGGCUGCAGAUUUCCACUUGCACUUUUAGGCUUGCGCUCUCGGACUUGGCACCUACACUUCCUCUGCAAAUGACGUCAUUUACAAUCGAGACCUGCACUCUCCUGUCACGUCACUUACAAUCCACACAAACCUGAAGCAAGUUUCUAAUUCGUUUGCGUUGCUAGUGACGAUGUUGUCAAGUAUUUCCAAGUACUUAAGUUGUAUACCAUGACAGCCCCCCGAACGGUUCGUGUAUUCAUACGAUUACAAUACUUUAAUGUAAAUUCACCAAAGCAGGCUACCAUUAACAUUCAAACAGCAAAGCUUAUUAUUUAUUUAUAUAAGACUUGGGGAAACUAUUCCUUAUUCAGCAGCUCCCAGGACGAUUGCAAACAGGGGUUCGUUUGCAUAAAACCGUUUAAUAAAUUAACUAUACGUGUCUGCGCAGGAGUGCAUUCAUAUGAAAUCGCCGUUUUAGUGUUGCUUCAAAAGUCUCUACAUAAUCUCAGCCCAGUUUUAUAGGUCGCGAUCAACUCGAUAAGGGAACGUCUCGACUCGCUUAAUGGAAAGAAAGCGGCACAGAUGAUGUGUAACAUUACUGCAAAGCUGUUAAGGCAAGCAUUCGUGGUUCCUUAUGAUCUGUUUACGUAACUAUAGUAACUGCAGCACCCGUCGCCGUAUGUGGCCAGAAACUACAGUGAAAUGCUACAGUGAAAAGGGUGACAGAUUAGAAGUUUGUUGCAACCAUCUUAAUGAAAGCCCUUAUCUCAGGGGUUUUUCCCCCUCAGGGACACCCUUACGUUAAUUACUGAAGGACUUUCAUGCAAGCGGCCGCCGGUGUUCAUUGUAAAUUACGUCACUUGCUGAGAAAGCGCGGGUGCCUGAGCGUGCAAGUCCGAAAGUGCAAGUGCAAAUCUGCAGCCAGACUCUAUUGCAGAUUUCACUUUGUAAUUAUUUUUUUAUGAUAAAUUUGUUGUUUUUGUUAAAAGUUUAGUUUCUUCUUUUAUUUCCCCAAUAUUUUUAUUUAAUGAAGCUUUUCUGGUUUCACUCAUGUAAAUUCCAGCUGUGUGAUUAAGCGGUAUAUAUUCACAUGUAAAUGGGAAAUUGCAGCAUGCAGGUCUUGAUACAGAACUUCAACCUUUAGCAAUGCUUGAGGCAAAAACUGUUUUGGAAAUUAAUUUGAUCAAACACAGAUUCCUUCUGUCAGGCCGGACACUCUUUCCUCCUGAACCUCAGCAUGAAGAUCAGCUCACAACUACAUGUAAAGGGGUUUUUACCAGAUGCACCAAUAAACCGUUUACUAUCUGC
Messenger RNA from Danio rerio (zebrafish), 7497 nucleotides. NCBI's taxonomy places the organism in Eukaryota, Metazoa, Chordata, Actinopteri, Cypriniformes, Danionidae. The record is from RefSeq and is a predicted model, not a curated record.